This is a messenger RNA of Effrenium voratum, 161 nucleotides long. The record is from the annotation of a GenBank genome assembly. Lineage: Eukaryota; Dinophyceae; Suessiales; Symbiodiniaceae.
GCCACUGGCGGCGCGCCGGUGUGUUGGAAUGCACCUCACAUCCAUUUCGGCAACUGGUGAUCCAGUCGCAGCCGGAGCAGCUGGACUCGGCUAUGGCACUUGGCCGCAGCUGCGGCGCCGAGGCCGGGGAUUGGUGGGACCCGGGCCCCACGACGCCGGCA